This is a messenger RNA of Lathyrus oleraceus (garden pea), 2055 nucleotides long. RefSeq lists its product as uncharacterized. Bases 141 to 1826 code for a protein of 561 amino acids. The record is from RefSeq and is a predicted model, not a curated record. Gene Ontology annotation, molecular function: 3'-5' exonuclease activity; nucleic acid binding. Lineage: Eukaryota; Viridiplantae; Streptophyta; Magnoliopsida; Fabales; Fabaceae. The transcript has 11 exons. Gene Ontology annotation, biological process: nucleobase-containing compound metabolic process.
GUACGUCUUUUCUUUCCUUAUUUAUUUAUAUACUUUCUCUACUUUUUUUUCUUAAUCUAUCUUCAAAAAGGUGAAAAAUAUUGUACUGUAUUGUCUUUCUCUAAAGUCAAAACCACAUAUCAAACACUCAAAAGGUUUUUAUGGGUGUGGAGGGGAAUUUAGCAGAGGUAGAUAACAAAGAGGAUAGUGCUUGCCAUAGAUGGACCUUGUGCAAACAUACUUUUUAUGAUUUAGGAAGUGUCUCUCCUGUGGUGUUUAUGUUCAUGCUGAAAGAAUGUUAUUAUUAUGGCAAUUGUAAGGCGACAGUGAAGUUCCGAGCACUUCAAGAACAAUUAUGUCUUGUGCUCCGUAAUGAUCCGAAACCUGGACCAGCGACUUUUAUUGUUCAGUGUCUGUAUGUGUCUCCCAUGUUUGACAAUCAAAGUCAAGGGUUUACUCAUUUGGUUAUAUCUGCUUUUCGCCGUUUCAUGAAAAAAUCAACAUCAAUCACUACAGAUGAAGACCCGUUGGAUGUCAAAAACUCGGCUGCUUAUCUACUCGUUAAUAUUAUUAGGGGCCAGAUUAAGCAUGAUGAAAUGAUAGUAAUGAAAAUACUGGAGACUUUUGAUGUGAAAUUAACGAAUGUUGAGAAUGCCCUGUGCCAAAAUAAAGAAAGAGAUGAUUUAAGUUGUGGUGUGGCAAAAGAGUUGAUUGAGCAGUAUACUUUUGAAUUGGUGAAAUCACAGUUGUACACCAUAGCUGUCACAUUGAUGGAGCAUUUCUCUAUUUCCAAUUAUGGCCAAUCUUUUUUCCUUGAGAUGAUAAGGAGUAAUCAAUUUAAAGCAGCAGAGAAGUGGGCAACGUUUAUGGGGAAGCCUAUGCUGUCCAUACUUGUUGAGGAGUUCGUUAAGAGAAACAUGCUAAAAGAUGCGUACGCGCUUAUAAAGAAAAAUAAUCUAAAGCAGGAUUUUCCAGAGGUAUACAAGAGGUGUAAAGAGAGCUCACUAAAGAGCUUAGCAGAAAAGGGAUGUUGGGACGUUGCUGAGGCUAGAGUAAACAAUGAUAGACAGCUUAUGGAAUAUUUGGUUUAUUUGGCAAUGGAAGCUGGUUACAUGGAAAAAGUUGAUGAGCUGUGUGAACGGUACUCCCUAGACAGAUUUUUGGAUAUUAAAGAGCUUGAAACCAGUAUCCCACAAGGACGCUAUUUACAGCGUGAGGAGUUGAUGAUUGAAGACAUUAUUUGGGUCGAUGAAGUUGAAAGUUUGCUUGAUGCAACAUGUCAGAUUGAGGAUGCUAAAGUCAUAGGUCUUGAUUGUGAGUGGAAGCCUAAUUAUGUAAAAGGCAGCAAGCCAAACAAGGUUUCUAUCAUGCAAAUUGCUUCUGAAAAGAAGGCCUUCAUACUUGAUUUGAUAAAGUUACACAAAGAGGUGCCUGAAUGUUUAGACAACUGUCUAACCCGCAUUUUGCUGUCACCUGGAAUUCUAAAACUUGGGUAUAAUUUCCAAUGUGAUAUAAAACAACUUGCUCACUCAUAUGAAGAGCUGAAAUGUUUCAAGAACUAUAAAAGGUUGCUAGACAUCCAGAAAAUUUUUAAAGAUCCCCAUGGCGGUUUGGCUGGGCUUGCACAGAAAGUACUGGGCGCUGGUUUAAACAAGACAAGACGAAACAGCGAUUGGGAGCAGCGACCUUUAACUCCAAAUCAACUGGAAUAUGCUGCCCUGGAUGCUGUUGUACUUGUUCACAUUUUCCGCCAACUUCCUGAUCAAGGAGAUGAGUGGAAGUCUUGCAUCGAGUCCCACACGGAAAACACCAAGACCAAGAAGUACAAGAAACGUACCAAAAAUUGAAGGAGAGCUUCUUUUUCCACCCUGAUUUUCUAAGAGUGGAAAACGAAGCUUCCAUAUGAAAGAGGCCGUGAUUGAGGCCAAGAAGUGUUGAUCGUCUAACAUGUAAUUAAUUGAAUUUGUUAAAGUAUUAUAGAAUCUUUCAAAUACAUAAAAAAAUUGCUAUGAAAUGUAAAUAUUUCCUGUCCAGAUUUCAUUGAAUAUCAUCUUUGAUUUUCUUUUUUUCUCCAAA